This is a messenger RNA of Sycon ciliatum, 2407 nucleotides long. RefSeq names its product headcase protein homolog. Bases 355 to 1626 code for a protein of 423 amino acids. The transcript has a single exon. The record is from RefSeq and is a predicted model, not a curated record. NCBI's taxonomy places the organism in Eukaryota, Metazoa, Porifera, Calcarea, Leucosolenida, Sycettidae.
CCAGUCUGUGUUGUCGUAGUGUUGAUAUGACUGGACAGCCUUUUUGCCUGGAUGCCAGGAUGGACUGGAGUCUGGACAGCUUCCCAGCGGCCAAAGACAAGUGCAGCGCUGAAGCGCAGGCCUGCAGGCCGGGCUGCAUUUCUUUGCGAAGAUUCAUAAAACCGAACUAGAGUUGGACCGUGGAGCUGGAGAGGGAUCACCUGUGCAAAACUAGUCAAAAGGCGAAAUCUGGAGACGGUUUCACUUGAUCCACAUUUUACAUCGGACUACCCACACCAAUCGAGGUCGUAGUAAAGCGGAGGCUUGCGCCGCUAUUCUUGUGACUCUUAUAGCUGACAAUUUGACGUUACAAGAAUGCCGUUUUCAAGAGAACAAAAAGCGAAGGCAAAGGCCGUUCGCUAUGGCAAGGGCGACGACGGCUUGGACUCGAUGGACAGCUUGGUGUGCUGCAAACCGGGCGGCUGCCUGAAAGAUGAGAAGAGCAUCGCCAGUGAAGACAAGCCUGAGACUGAGCGCGUUGUAUGCAGCUGGGAAGGCUGCACUCGAAGCGGAGUCAUGCACAGGGUGUGUUUCAACGAUUUCGAAGAUCAGGUGCUAACAUACCUGAAAGGCGCGGGACGCGCUAGAAGCUGGUCUGAAAAGCAACGACGGCAAAAUGUUUGGAACAAGAAAGGAUAUGACCUGGCGUACAAGGCUUGCAACUGUGAUUGUGGCAAAGGAUUCCUGCGCAAGGAUAUGGACUACAGGCCAUCUGUACUUGCGGACGGCGAGCCCACCUCCCUUGAAGAUGACAAACGAAAGAAAAAAUUGAAAAAAUCCAGUGAUAAGCCAGUCAUAAACCCUGGCAUCAAGUCACACACGCGUACACACAGUUCCUCGUCAGGCUAUUCAACCAGUUCAAGCUUGUCUGGAAGCAUGGGUGAUGUUUCAAACUUCAGCAUUGUUAGCGGCCAAUCGGGAGUGUCACGUAAGUCAUCAACGGAGGGCUACCUUCAGCGGCGGAUGGACAUGACUGCGUUUAAAAACGCUGUACCAAAGCAUCGUAUGAAUGCGUACAACGUGCGCAUGGACGAUGAAAAGGAUGCAGGUCCAGACGACUUGCGGCAAGUUGUGUCUACUGGCCUGAUCUCGCAUCGGCUUGGCAAGGUGCCUUGCUGUUUAUGCCGUAAACAGCUUCCCGUCUAUGAUCGGUAUCCAGUUGUGGAUGGUGUCAUAUAUCUGACACCAUUGGAGCCGAAGCCACCGCAGCGGCUCAUACCGCUUCGCCAUGAGUCUUCUGUUGUCUACCUGUUGGCCGUGUGCCUUCAGUGCAUUCUUGGCCCAAACCGCACCACAUGCAGUAGCUGCUCAGCACCAUGGAUUGGCGAGCAGCUACUCCUCGGCUCGAUAUAUUCGUUUGACAUCUUCUCGGCAUCUCCGUGCUGUGAGUCUCGCACCAUUUGUGCUCAGUGCCACGAGCCAGCAAUUCAGUUGACUGGUGCUAGCAUGCUGAGCUAUUCUCAAUGUUCAGGCGUGUUCGGUUGUGAAAACUGUGGCUACGAAGACGCUCAUCUUGUGCAGCCACUCUCCUCCUACGAUGUUUCUACGGUGUCGGCGGCGGCGGCGACCGCAGCCGCAGCCUCAUGAUGCGUGCGUUUCAGUCAAGUUGGUCAUACUACUUCCUGCUGUCUCUGAUCAGUGCACGCUCAUGCACUCAGGACUACUGCAUCGCAUUCAGCGGUCCACCGCCACCGUGAAUGUUGCCAGCCUUGAACCAAAAUCAUCGUCAUAAGAUCCGUGUUACGAUACUGACAAUGUGCAUUUUGGCAUGACCCAUCGCUACCGGCUAUAAUCCAGUAUUUCUCUCUCUUGUAUAUGUACACGUGCAUCUCAUAAAUCCACAGUCCACCCUCGGUGCCAGUCUCAUGUUAAUAUUUGAAUGCUGCUCGGACUUUAUGAUAUGACCACGACUCUUCUACUAAGUCAGGCAGUUGCGCUGCCCUUUUAACUUUUUCCCGAGAUUGUAUCCAUUAGAGUAAAUGUGUGUUAUUCCAUGUGGUGAGCAUAGUUUCGAGUAGUCAUUGAGAAGCAGAGAGUUGGUCUUAUUGAUAGCUAAACAUACUGCAUGCGUAUUAUUCCUGUUCCCCAGUAGCAUAGUCCACUGUUACUCAGCUUAGGGAGUCUGCAUUCUUCAUCAGCCAGCGUCAGAGCCUUCUGUACAUAGCCCACCGCUUGCUGUCUGAUGAUUGCCCUUAUGCGUUCGGAAACUCCAAUUUCCACUGAGCUAGACUGCUUUUGCCCUUCUCUGCCUGUGUAGCGUUUCAGCUUCGUGUGAAAUCAUGACUAUUCACUCACUUUUGGCUGUUUCAUGUGGUUGCUGGCAUGUUGCUCCAUCCUUGGCACUGAAGGUGUAAUUAUUGUACCUCGA